This is a messenger RNA of Perkinsus marinus ATCC 50983, 152 nucleotides long. RefSeq lists its product as hypothetical. The record is from RefSeq and is a predicted model, not a curated record. The transcript has a single exon. The annotation marks the transcript as partial. NCBI's taxonomy places the organism in Eukaryota, Perkinsozoa, Perkinsida, Perkinsidae.
ACAACAAAGACGAACGGGAGCCGGUCGUGGGAAUACUCAUAUCCGACCAGCGUGCUUGGAAUGAAGCCGGAGAGAUCAUGAAAGUCGGCGAGGUCACAUAUCACUUCUCGCCUAGCCCUUGGACUUCGGGAUCCAAAACCACCUUGAAACAG